AUGUCCAACGCAAUCAUGGCCGAGGUAGCCAAGGUCAUUAGCGACCUAGCUCCAGUCGACACCAAGGGCAUCAGCUCAGACAUCAAGAGCACUCUGCUGUUCCGCACCGACUGGGAAACGCUGUUGAUGUCAGCGCCCAUUGCCCUCGGCGCCCUCGGAGCCUGUUGUGUUGCAGCAAGCGCCAUCGACCGGAUCGAACUCAGAAAACCGGGCGAUCCGGAAUUUCGGUUCAUGCGCCAUGACGAUGUCUCGACGAACCUCAUGCAGUGCGUCGAUGAAGGCCGUUUGGCCUUUGAUAAUGCCCAUGGAGGCCUCGGUGAGAUUGGUGACCGCGUUAACAUCGUGGACAAGACGGUGAUCCGAAUUAUCAGCACUCUCGUUGAUCCAAGAGGCUCCAAGGAUAACCUCCUCGACUACAUGGAAGAGCUCCGCGCUGCUGCUGAGUACUGUGCCGCCGAGUCGAAGGGUAUCGACGACAAGUUUGACCACUUGCUUGAGCUCAUCAUGGAGCUCAGUCAGGCAUGCCAGAGAAAGCUCGGCCUAACAAAAAGCGAGAUCGCUGACACCAACCUGAGCUUGGAGGCGGAGAAAGUGCGACUUAAGGGCCAAGAGCGAGCCACUGCAGCAGCAGAGGAGCUGUCUAAGAGGAUGGAUCUGGAGCUCACGGUUACUCGCGAAGCGUAUCAGAAAGCCUCCAAUGAGUUUCCAUCUGGAUGGGACGUAGUCGGACAACAGAUUGUGGCCGGCCUUGCGGACUGCGUCACCACUGUGGUCAACACAGCUAUCCCUGUGCUCAUGGAACAGCUCUCGCCAAUGAAGAAGGUCUCUGCCGCGACUAACAUUCUGGGCGACCUGACCAAAGACGCAGUAAAUGCCGCGGGCUCCAUCCAGAACGGACUCAACAAGGCCAACGAUGAGGCCACCGGCGCCGCCCCGGUCCAGUCAGUUGCUCAAUUCGUUGCGGACCCGGCCUUCUCGGCGGCCAGAAAGGACAUGAUUUGGUUCAACAUGCUGAAAGAAGUCGUGCCAGUUGAGGCGGGUGCCGACAUUGAUUGGGACAAGGCGCAGUCCAAGCCGGAGGACGACUCGGGCAAGUCGAAGGGCAAGAACACCAUUUCCAUCAUCGCCGCAGGAUUUGCCAACGCCGUACAAGCAUUCAGCCAGCUUGCGACCGAUAGCGAGGCCAGCGAGAAGUAUGCCACAGCUCUUGAAGAGGUGAACAAAGUCGUUGCUGGUAUCAAACAGGAAGCCAUCGACAACGAGGAAGACGCAACCCACUCCCGCCUGACGGCUGACGAUAUGCUCGUUCGGGAGUGGAAGAAGGCCUUUGCUGAGCAAUACCAGAGUGCCUUGGAGCUGUACAGCGCCGGAACGUCCUUCCCUGGCAACUCACCCAAUGGCUUUCCGGCUCUAAAGUCGACAGCUGCGGCUGGCGAGAAGGACAUGCAGAAGUCGCUCGGCGUCAUGGAGGGAGCAACAAACAGACUUCGUAUGACCCGUGACGCUUACAUCGCGACGCAGAAGAACUACCUCGAGAGCGAGCGAAUCCUCAUCGAGUCGCGUACCAAGAUGGCCGACAUCCAAGCCAAUCUCAGCAAGUUCCAGUCAUCGUCGCUGCAUCUCAAGGCCGUCCUGGAGAUCCUCAAAGAAAGCGUGCGCCUGGUGGCAACGAUGAAGAAGCACAUCGCCAAGCUGUGCUACUUCUUCGACGCCAUGGCACGGCUGAUCAAAGUAAUGGUGGAACAACUGGUGCAACCCUUCAUCAAGAAUCUGGACACGAAUUUGCAGAAGAGCGACAACGGCUUGGUAGGUGCACACAGUUGGGCAGAUAGCCAGAAGCAGGCCGUGUACCAGUCCAUUGUGACGAUCCGUUCGUACUUCUCGGCCUACGGAGAGGUUUCAGCCAUGUGGGUGAAGUUGUCUGGGACGGACAUCAUCCCGGGAAUGGAGUUGCUUGCCGAUGUGUUUGCUACUGCGCUGGAAGAGGGCGGUGCUGCAGCGAAGGCGAGGGAGCUGCAACAAUGGUCGACUAAAGCACAAUCGAACAUUGAAAAGAUCGCAAAGGAGACACAGGCGAAACUGAAGGCCGAUAUGCAGUCCCGGGUUGACCGGUUCGCCAAGGAGACAGCUCGACUGCCCGAGCCGCCAAAGGAAGCCGUCGAGGGCCUGAAGGCGGCAUCCAAGGUUGUGGCGAGCACCGCAAAGAAGAUGUUAGAGGACGUGACAGUUCGGCCUGGGAUUGAAGUUGAGGCAUGGUGA
Molecule: messenger RNA, 2259 nt
Organism: Parathielavia appendiculata
Lineage: Eukaryota; Fungi; Ascomycota; Sordariomycetes; Sordariales; Chaetomiaceae
Exons: 6
Coding region: 1-2259 (752 amino acids)
Source: RefSeq, a predicted model, not a curated record